AUGGCACACCAUACUGACUUUGGGGGGAGUGGGCCAGCUAAAGAAUGGAUCCUGGAUCCAGAGACAGAAUAUCGGUUUGAGCUUGAUCCUGGCACGUCUCUCGCAAUCAAGCUUUCUAAAGGACAUGCAGAAGUUUAUGGGGCUGAGUUGGCGGAGGGUAAAACUUAUCUCUUUGGCAAGGAGUGCAAGGCAGCUGUCUUCACCUGGCAAGGAUGUACCAUUGAGAUGAGUCAUCCCUCCACAGAGUAUGUAUCAGAGGAAACGCCUAUGUAUGCGUAUGCCAACGUUCAUAUUGCACUUGAGAGCCUACGCGUGCGCGCCUUACGCGCCUUACAUGGUUCGCCUCCCCCUCCCGGGGUGGAGGAGAAUGGAAAUUCGUCUGAACCCCCGCGGGUCCUGAUCAUGGGUCCCGAGAAUUCUGGAAAGACAAGUGUGUGCAAAAUACUCACGAACUACGCUGUCCGUGCUGGGCAGGGUUGGGCACCUCUAUUAGUGAACACCGAUCCUGGUGAAGGUGGCUGGUCUGUUCCAGGUACCAUAUCUGCAGCUUCCGUUCACUCCCCUCUCCCUACUGCAUCUCCUGCAAGUCCACUUGGUACAGCCGCGACUUCAGCACCCACGACGCUCGACUCUAACGCCUUGUUACCUUUGGUAUAUUGGUAUGGUCAUGAGGGGACAAAACGCAACCCACUACUGAUGGACCGCCUCAUUCGCAACCUGGGCGAGAAUGUCACUGCACGCCAAGAAGCAGACCCUGAAGGAUGCGUGGCCGGGAUCAUCGUCGAUACACCGUCGUCUUUUGCGUCUUCGCCGAGCUCAAUGGGCGCAGAUCAUAGGCAUAUGCUCAUCAAGGCCUGCGUAGAUGCUUUUCGAAUCAACACUAUCCUCGUGGUUGGACACGAAAAGCUGAACGUGGAGAUGCAACGCACGUACGGGAACCGUAUGGCGGUCGUGAAGAUACCUAAAUCCGGUGGUGUCGUUGAGCUCGAUGCAGCCUAUCGUCAUCGGAUCCAUGCCUAUCAGAUAUACAACUAUAUGUAUGGACCCCCUCUCGAGCGACCUCCAGGGCUCCCGCCCAACGUCAACGCUACCGCCGGUGGCGAAACUGCCAUGAAUAUGCAUCUUUCACCCAGUAGCUCCAUCAUCGGCUUCGACGACCUCACUAUCUAUCGCAUAGGAGAAGAAACGAUGGCUCCAUCAUCAGCCCUACCUAUCGGUGCUACGCGUACAGUAUCCGAGAUGCAGCCCGUUCGUGUCGACCCGAGUUCCCCUGGGUCUGGCCUGCUCAAUGCUGUGUUGGCGUUGCUUGCACCUCCCCAUCAAGACGAGGCUGAGAGAUACGACGAAGAGGUGUUAGACUUGCAUGUCGUUGGUUUCCUGGCAGUUACGAAUAUCGACAUUCAAAACCGUAGGAUGACGAUUCUUUCGCCGAGCUCAGCGUCGUUGUCUGGACGGACGGCCAUUAUUGGUUCUUUCGAGUGGUCAGAGCAGUAG
Molecule: messenger RNA, 1494 nt
Organism: Stereum hirsutum FP-91666 SS1
Lineage: Eukaryota; Fungi; Basidiomycota; Agaricomycetes; Russulales; Stereaceae
Product: Clp1-domain-containing protein
Exons: 9
Coding region: 1-1494 (497 amino acids)
Biological process (GO): tRNA splicing, via endonucleolytic cleavage and ligation
Cellular component (GO): nucleus; mRNA cleavage factor complex
Molecular function (GO): polynucleotide 5'-hydroxyl-kinase activity
Source: RefSeq, a predicted model, not a curated record